ACACACCCGUCAGCAGCGCGCAUUGGAGACAAAAAAGCGCAUCACGGACAAAGGAAAUAUGGGUGCUCUGGAGAGGAUCCACCUCAGCCGGGUAACACAAUGGAUGAGCCGCUUCUGUUUCGUUUACCGGGAGACCAAUUAGCCCACCUUAAUGAGGUGCUGGGAUGCGAGAUACUGCAAGCUAAAAAGGCGGAAGGCUGCGUUUAAUCCGUCUGCGGAUCCUAUGAGCUUGCAAUGGCUGUGGCGGGGAUAUGCAACUGGAUAGGGAAUAAUGUGCCUUUUUAUUUUGUGAUAUUUUCCUUAUUUUGUGGCCUUUCGUUUGGACAGUUGCGAUAUUCUAUUACAGAGGAACUGGAAAAUGGGGCACUGGUCGGUGAUCUGGCGCAUGACUUGGGGCUGGAUAUUCGAAAGCUCGCCACCCGAAAGAUCAAGGUAACCUCCAACAGCGGUAAACGCUACGUGAUUGUCAACCCCAAAAAUGGGAAAUUACUCGUCAAUGAAAGGAUCGACAGGGAGGCGCUGUGUGAUUUGUCCAGCACCUGCCUCAUUAAUCUGGAGGUGCUGGUCGAAAACCCCACUGAGGUGCACCAUGUCGAGGUGGAGAUUGUGGACGCCAAUGACAAUGCGCCACAGUUCCCCAGAGACGAGUAUCAACUGGAAAUCACUGAAUCUGCUUUGCCGGGGUCUCGUUACCCCAUUGAAAAUGCUCAAGACCCUGACAUUGGGUCCAAUUCAGUCCGCAUGUAUCAGCUCAGCACAAACGACCAUUUCGCGCUGGUAUCCAAUAAACCCUCCCUAAAUACAAAGCACAUCGAGCUUGUGCUCAAAAAGCCCCUUGAUCGCGAACAGACGCCUUAUCACCAAUUAAUUCUAAGUGCUGUGGAUGGUGGGACACCAGAGAAAACAGGGACGGCUAAAAUCAACGUGCGAGUCCUGGACUCAAAUGACAACGUUCCCUUGUUUGACAGCUCGGUGUACAAGGUGAAACUGUUGGAAAACUCGCCCAAAGACACGCUGGUGAUCAAACUGAAUGCCACUGAUCUGGAUGAGGGCACAAAUGGAGAGGUUUAUUACUCUUUCAGCAGCUACACUCCAGAGAGAGUGAGGCAGAUGUUCAGCAUGGACACUAACACAGGAGAAAUAAGAGUGAGGAGCAAUGUUGACUAUGAAGAGACCAACUCCUAUGAGAUGUACAUCCAGGCCAUGGAUAAGGGCCCCGGAGCCGUGGCGGCGCACUGCAAGGUGGUGGUGGAUGUGGUGGAUGUGAAUGACAACGUCCCUCAGAUCGUGCUGUCGUCUCUGUCGAGCCCUGUGAGGGAGGACGCCCGCGCUGACACAGUGGUGGCCCUCAUUAGCGUUACUGACCGAGACUCCGGCGCGAACAAGCAGGUGAGCUUAGAGAUCCCAGCAGGCCUUCCAUUCAAGAUCAAGUCAUUCAGAAACUACUACACUCUGGUUACCUCAGCCUUCCUGGACCGCGAGACCACUGAUGCCUACAAUGUCACUCUGAGUGCCACGGAUGGAGGAAAUCCUCCCCUUUCCUCACAGAAGACCAUACAGGUGGAUGUGGCUGAUGUGAACGACAACCCACCGCGAUUUGAGCAGACUUCAUACACAGUGUAUGUGGCUGAGAACAACGCCCCCGGGGCCUCUUUGUGUACAGUGAAAGCUCAAGAUGCAGACAUCAAAGAGAACGCACGCAUCACCUACACAGUGCUCAAUGACAAUAACCAUGGCAUUCCUGUCACCUCGUAUGUGUCUGUGAAGGCCGAUACUGGGGAGGCUUAUGCCCUGAGAGCCUUCGACUAUGAGUCACUGAGAGAGUUUCACUUCCAGGUCAAAGCCCAAGAUGGGGGCAUUCCUCCACUCAGUCGCGUCGCCACUGUCUACAUCUACAUAAUGGAUCAGAAUGACCACGCACCACUGAUAGUUAACCCUCCUGGCAAUGGCACGCGCUCGCUGGAGACGGUACAAAAGAACGCUGAGCCUGGUGCCUUGGUGACCAAAGUGGUGGCAUACGAUGCAGAUGCUGGUCCAAAUGCCUGGCUGGUGUACGUGCUGGAGACGGCCACUGACCUGGACUUGUUCAAGGUGCACGAACACACCGGUGAGAUCAGAACCACUCGGAGGAUCCUGGAGGACAACUCCACCUCCUUCGCUCUAACUGUCGUUGUGAAGGACCACGGCCAGCCUGCUCUCUCCUCCACCGCCACCAUCAAUGUGGCUGUCAUGGAGGUGCCACCAAAGGUGGCCCCAGACCCCAAGAGGAUCAUCCGACCUCACAGCACGCUGCUUUUCUCCAACGUGACCCUCUAUUUGAUUGUGGCUUUGAGCGCCACAACCUUUGUUUUCCUGGUCACUGUGGUUGUGCUCGCCAUCGUCCGCUGUCAUGCCUACUGCACUCAGCCGGGGUCAUGCUCCCCUUGCUGUGUGUCGCAGAAACCCCCUCCAGAUGGCGGGAGCAGCAGCGUAAGUGCUGGCGGGGGAGCCGGUGGUGCAGCCGGGGGACAGCCUAAUAACAAUGUGGUGCUUCGGAGAGACCUUAAAGUGGAGCCUCACUACAUUGAAGUGCGUGGAAAUGGCUCCCUAACGAAGACUUACUGCUACAAGACCUGCCUGACAGCCACCUCUGGCAGUGACACUUUCAUGUUCUACAACACAGGACGGCCCAUCAGCGGCACCUGGGGUAGCGGCGCCGACCGCUUCUUCACCAGUGGGAGUGGAUUUGUACGGAGACUGAGCAUGCCUGAUGCCUCGCUGCAAAUCUGCCCAGAGCCAAAAGCCCCGAAUGCUGACUGGCGAUAUUCUGCAUCUUUGAGGGCAGGGAUGCAGAGUUCUGUCCACAUGGAGGAGUCCUCGGUGAUGCAAGGAGCCCAGGGGAUGCUGGUCCAGAACUGGCCCACUGUUUCCAGCGCUGCAGAUGGAGAGGGCGGUGGAGAGCUCUCGCCCCCAGUGGGUGCCGGAGUCAACAGCAACAGCUGGCACUUCAGAUACGGCGCCGGACAAGGCUACGGCCCUCCUCAGCCCCUGAAGCCCGGAGAGAUCCCCCCCGAAGCCUUCAUCAUCCCCGGGUCUCCGGCCAUCAUUUCUAUCCGCCACGACGCGGGCCCUGUGGACGACAAAGGUGACUUCAUAAGCUUUGGCAAGAAGGAGGAGGCCAAGAAGAAGAAAAAGAAGAAGAAGGACAAGAAGGACAAGAAGGAUAAAGGAAAGGAUGACGGGGGCGACGAGUAGAGGAGAAGGGGCGACUUGAAAGCAGAGCUACCGACAAACUACCAUCCCAAUUUCAGAGCCAGAAAAAUAAGCCAAAUGCAUACUGUAGAACCAAGGGAGCCUGCUUGCACCACAUUUGCAUAGACAUUGUACAGUGGCCAAAUCCUCAUUAGACCAGGCCUGGCUCCCCGCAUCAUGCGGACUAACUUGCUUUAACUUUGGCCAAUAAAAGUCUAAGGUUUAUGGUAAACAAAUGAUCUUUAUCUAAAGACUGGACCAAAUUUAAACAGAGAGGAAUUUAUUGGCUUCGACUAACCUUUCUGUUAUUUGCUGCCCAACAUCCCCGACCCCUCCCCCCCAAGUUUGUAUAAUAAAAUAAAAGCACCUUAAUAGGUGUACUAUUUGUAUCUGACUAUUGUCAGCUGAGGCCGCCUGCGUUGACAUCUCAGGCCCCCUUCCUCUUCGCCCGUCGAUAGGAAGUGAAAGCCAAACUAAAGAAAAAAAAAAAAAAAAGAAACAGAGGCUUUUGUUUUCAGUAUUAUGGAGGCCUUGUAGAAAUUCUGAAAAUGUGGUCUUUUGUAAAAAAAGAAAAAAACGAAAAAGCAACAACAUACAGUAUGCGUACCAUAAGCUUAGCACCUUUGUGAGAAUGAGGUGGCUGAGAGAAACUGGACCACACUCGAUUAAAGAGCUCUGUCUCGGUGUAACAUAGCACAUUGCAGAGGCUGAGGACCUGGACUGGGUUGCACCAACUAUGCGCAAGUUUGUUCCCAGGUUAGUUUAUGAAGUAGCGGCUUCAUAAGUUCAUUUGCGAUUAGCAAGUUACUAAAUUGGGUGUGUCCUGAGGCUGAAUCUAUUAGGAUUUAAAAUGAGUAGCCAAUCGGUGAUAGCAGUAUCACGCUGAUGUGUGCAAACCACAUAGAUUUGACUAGAUUGGCACAAAAAUUACGAUUGGUAUCCAUAUUUGACUCUUAAAGGACAACGUUUUGCAUGUUUUAGUCCACUCUCAACAAAUUAAUUUACACUUAACAUUACUGCUAGCCAAUUUCUAAAUCGUGUUUUUGGAUUUUUUAAAAAUAUUUUGCUACUUUUGGGGCAGCUAUUGGUCCUUUUAUUGAAUUAUAGCACAAAAAUACUGAGACUGAAAAUGACU
This is a messenger RNA of Stegastes partitus (bicolor damselfish), 4366 nucleotides long. Its product is annotated as protocadherin alpha-C2-like. Gene Ontology annotation, cellular component: plasma membrane. The transcript is spliced from 4 exons. Gene Ontology annotation, molecular function: calcium ion binding. Gene Ontology annotation, biological process: homophilic cell-cell adhesion. Lineage: Eukaryota; Metazoa; Chordata; Actinopteri; Pomacentridae. Bases 235 to 3234 code for a protein of 999 amino acids. The record is from RefSeq and is a predicted model, not a curated record.